AUGCUGCCAUCUACUGGUCUCCAUUUCUCGCGACACACUCGUCUGCUCUUGAGGAAUCCGAUCUACAGUCAACGCCGUCAUAAACAUCUAUCGACCCUCACCACCAAAUUCGAAUCGUUGACAGCUCAAAACCCCCGAUCUCGUCUCUCUCCUGCCCAAACCCCGUCAAACUUGCAGAUCCACACCGCGGCAGUCCGGUCUCCUGAACUCGAUGUGAAGACCCCUAACCCGGCAACCCAUUACAUUCCACCCCAGACCGGUCUAGUCGCCUCGUUGCCUUCGUCAUGGAUUCCGUAUGCCGAAUUGGUCCGUCUGGAUAAACCCACCGGCACAUAUUAUCUCUUUUUCCCGACUCUUUUCUCCACCCUCCUGGCCGCCCCAAUGGCCGCCCACGUCACUCCAAUGCAGUUACUUAGCACAGCCGGGCUUUUUUUCACCGGGGCCUUGAUCAUGCGUGGUGCAGGAUGUGCCAUUAAUGACCUGUGGGAUCGAAAUCUUGAUCCACAUGUAGAACGCACCAAAUUCCGUCCCAUCGCCCGAGGGGCACUCUCCCCAUCCAAAGCUGUACUUUUUACAGGCAGUCAAUUAUUGGCCGGACUGGGAGUCCUUCUUCAAUUCCCGACCCAGUGCCUCUGGUAUGCGAUACCCAGUUUACCAAUUGUGGUGGCAUAUCCUUUAGCGAAACGGAUUACCAACUACCCUCAGUUGGUGUUGGGGUUCGCCUUCUCAUGGGGCGCAAUUAUGGGGUUUCCAGCUCUGGGGGUGGAUCUAUUGGGAAACCAUGAUGCUCUCCUAGCUGCAGGGGCUCUCUAUUCUAGUUGUAUUGCGUGGACGGUUCUGUAUGAUAUGAUCUAUGCGCAUAUGGACAUCAAGGAUGAUGUGGCGGCAGGCAUCAAGUCAAUCGCCUUGCGUCAUGAACAUAACACCAAGGCCGUUUUGACGGGUCUGGCGGUGGCCCAGGUAGGCCUUCUAGGUGCUGCAGGAGUUGCCGCAGGUUGUGGUCCUGUCUUUUUUGUAGGCAGCUGCGGCAGUGCCCUUCUUUCCUUAGGCCUCAUGAUUUGGAAGGUUCAGCUGAAGAAUGUCUCGAACUGCUGGUGGUGGUUCAAGAACGGGUGUUUGCUGACCGGUGGAGGAAUCACAGUAGGCCUCCUCGGUGAGUAUACCGCACAAUAUCUGAAUUUGUACGAUAGUACUGGUCAGUCCAAAUCGGAGUCGACACAAUGA
This is a messenger RNA of Penicillium longicatenatum, 1224 nucleotides long. Its product is annotated as putative para-hydroxybenzoate-polyprenyltransferase Coq2. Gene Ontology annotation, molecular function: 4-hydroxybenzoate polyprenyltransferase activity. NCBI's taxonomy places the organism in Eukaryota, Fungi, Ascomycota, Eurotiomycetes, Eurotiales, Aspergillaceae. Gene Ontology annotation, biological process: ubiquinone biosynthetic process. The coding region runs from base 1 to 1224 and encodes 407 amino acids. The transcript has a single exon. Gene Ontology annotation, cellular component: mitochondrial inner membrane. The record is from RefSeq and is a predicted model, not a curated record.